AUGGGUGAUCGUGAAGCUGAUGUUCCAGCCCCAAUUACUCGAGCGGAUCUGGACGCUCAAAACCAACGGAUCGACAACCUAACCACCCAAUUUGGGGAGAUGCGAGAAUUGUUGUUGCAAGCUCUUGGUGGCAACCAUAGGCGAGGAGGCAGGGAUGACGAAAGAAGAGAAGGCAGGGAUAAUAAUCGAAGAGAAGGUAGAGAUGGCGAGAGAAGAGAUAAUAGGAGGCAACUUAUUCCGGAUAGUGAGUCAGAGUCAGAAGAAGAACUUGAAGAACCACCACCACCGGCUAAUAAUCCUCGUAAUCGUAAUCGUAAUUACGAGAAUUUUGGUGACUAUCGGAUUAAAGCAGAAAUUCCUAACUUUUGGGGAAAUCUGAAGAUUGAAGACUUCUUGGAUUGGCUUGUAGAAGUGGAGAGGUUUUUCGAUAUUAUGGAGGUUCCUGAGCAUAAGAUGGUGAAGAUGGUAGCUUUCCGUCUUAAAGCUACAGCGGCUGUUUGGUGGGAUCAAUUGCAAAAUUUACGGCAGAGGCAAGGAAAGCAGCGGGUUCGAACAUGGCGGAAGAUGAAGUCGCUUAUGAUGGAACGAUUCUUGCCCACAGAUUAUGAGCAGAUUCUCUACCGUAUGUACCUAGGCUGUGCGCAAGGCAUCCGUUCAGUUUCUGAAUAUACCGAAGAAUUCAUGCGUUUGGCAGAGCGAAACCAUUUGACCGAGACUGACAACCAAAAGGUCGCGAGGUACAACAAUGGGCUGAAGAUUUCCAUCCAGGAAAAAAUUGGUAUGCAGAAUAUAUGGACUUUGCAGGAGGCGAUUAACAUGGCAUUGAAGGCUGAAUUGUUGGAGAAGGAGAAACGCCAACCCAACUUCCGCAGGAACACGACGGAAGCCUCUGAAUAUACUGCUGGUGCUUCUAGUGGCUCAGGAGAUAAGGGGAAAGCACAGCAGCAGAAUCUUGGAGGAUCGACAAAACCAGCAAUAGUUGGCCAAAACAAAAAUUUCAACGAAGGUAGCAGCCGGAAUUACAACAGAGGGCAGCCCCGAAACCAGUCCCAGAAUCCGUAUGCUAAGCCCAUGACGGACAUAUGUUACCGUUGCCAAAAACCAGGGCAUCGUUCUAAUGUUUGUCCAGAACGGAAGCAGGCCAACUUUAUCGAAGAAGCCGAUGAAGAUGAGGAAAACGAUGAAGUCGGGAAAGAUGAUUAUGUAGGGGCUGAAUUUGCAGUUGAGGAAGGAAUGGAGAAGAUUACCUUGGUUUUGCAGAGAGUUCUUUUGGCACCAAAGGAGGAAGGGCAGCGUCAUAGUAUUUUUCGUUCCCUCUGCUCAAUUAAAAACAAGGUGUGUGAUGUGAUCGUCGACAAUGGAAGUUGCGAGAAUUUCGUGUCAAAGAAAUUGGUGGAGUAUUUGCAGUUAUCUACGGAGCCUCAUGUCAGCCCUUACUCACUAGGUUGGGUUAAAAAAGGCCCUUCGGUUCGUGUAGCUGAGACUUGCCGAGUGCCACUGUCAAUUGGUAAGCAUUACAGAGAUGAAAUAUUAUGUGAUGUUAUUGACAUGGAUGCAUGCCAUAUUUUGUUAGGGCGACCUUGGCAAUUUGAUGUGGAUGCAACUUUCAAGGGACGAGAUAAUGUAAUUCUGUUCUCUUGGAACAACCGGAAAAUUGCAAUGGCAACCACACAGCCCGCAAAGCAAUCUGUUGAGCCCAAGACGAGGAGUUCUAGUUUUCUAACCCUAAUUCACAGCGAGCAGGAGUUGAACGAGGCUGUCAAAGAAGCGGAGUGUUUUUGUCCCUUGGUGUUGAAGGGGUUGUUGAAAAUUGGCGGAGGAGAAGGUGACAUUCCACAAGAUGUGCAGCAGAUUUUGAAUCAAUUUCAGGAACUACUUUCUGAAAAUCUGCCAAACGAGCUGCCUCCUAUGCGGGACAUACAGCACCGAAUUGACUUGGUGCCUGGAGCUAGCCUUCCGAAUCUGCCCCAUUAUCGGAUGAGCCCCAAGGAGAAUGACAUCCUGAGAGAACAGAAAGACAAAACUUGGCGAAUGUGUGUUGAUAGCCGGGCAAUCAACAAGAUAACAGUCAAGUACAGGUUUCCCAUUCCACGGUUAGAAGAUAUGCUGGACGUUCUUAGCGGCUCAAGGGUGUUUUCUAAGAUAGAUUUGCGAAGCGGAUACCACCAGAUUCGCAUCCGACCUGGAGACGAAUGGAAAACAGCGUUCAAGAGCAAGGACGGAUUAUUUGAAUGGUUGGUGAUGCCAUUCGGAUUGUCAAAUGCACCUAGCACUUUCAUGCGGCUCAUGAAUCAGGUUCUUCGACCAUUCAUUGGUUCUUUUGUCGUUGUUUAUUUCGAUGACAUUUUAAUUUAUAGUACCACAAAAGAAGAACAUCUUGUGCAUUUGAGACAAGUUUUAGAUGUGUUGAGAGAAAAUAAGUUGUAUGUGAACCUUAAAAAAUGUACUUUCUGCACAAAUAAGCUACUGUUCUUGGGUUUUGUUGUUGGUGAGAAUGGUAUCCAGGUAGAUGACGAGAAGAUCAAGGCAAUCCUUGAUUGGCCAGCUCCAAAGACAGUUUCUGAAGUUCGAAGCUUCCAUGGCUUGGCCACCUUUUACAGAAGAUUUGUGAAGCAUUUUAGCACCGUUGCUGCACCUAUCACAGAAUGUUUGAAGAAGGGCCGGUUCAGCUGGGGAGAGGAGCAAGAAAGAAGCUUUGCAGAAAUAAAAGAAAAGCUUUGCACCGCACCGGUUCUAGCUCUUCCAAACUUUGAGAAAGUUUUCGAAGUUGAAUGUGAUGCCAGCGGUGUGGGAGUCGGAGCUGUGCUCUCACAAGACAAGCGGCCAAUUGCGUUCUUUUCUGAAAAGUUGAGCGAUGCACGUCAAAAGUGGAGUACUUAUGACCAAGAGUUCUAUGCGGUUGUUCGAGCUUUGAAGCAAUGGGAGCACUAUCUUAUCCAGAAGGAAUUUGUUUUGUUUACAGAUCAUCAAGCGUUGAAGUAUAUUAACAGCCAGAAAAAUAUUGAUAAAAUGCAUGCUAGAUGGAUGACUUUUUUGCAGAAAUUUUCGUUCGUUAUCAAGCAUACUUCCGGCAAGACCAAUCGUGUGGCAGAUGCGCUGAGUAGGAGAGCUUCAUUAUUAGUCACGCUGACUCAAGAAGUUGUGGGGUUUGAAUGUCUGAAGGAAUUAUAUGCAGGUGACAAUGAUUUCCGGGAAAUUUGGAUUAAGUGCACUAAUCAAGAGCCAAUGGCAGAUUACUUUCUCAAUGAAGGUUAUUUGUUCAAAGGCAACCAGCUGUGUAUUCCAGUUUCUUCUUUAAGGGAGAAGCUCAUUCGGGACUUGCAUGGUGGAGGGUUGAGUGGCCACCUAGGCCGUGACAAAACAAUUGCAUUGUUGGAGGAUAGAUUUUACUGGCCACAGCUCAAACGUGAUGUUGGAACUAUUGUGCGCAAGUGCUACAUUUGUCAAACUUCGAAGGGGCAGGUACAAAACACUGGAUUAUAUAUGCCAUUACCAGUUCCUAACGAUAUUUGGCAGGAUCUUGCUAUGGAUUUUGUCCUCGGAUUGCCCCGAACACAAAGGGGAGUGGACUCUGUAUUUGUGGUGGUUGAUCGAACAGAUGGCAGAUUUAAUCGCGGUUGA
Molecule: messenger RNA, 3621 nt
Organism: Prunus mume (Japanese apricot)
Lineage: Eukaryota; Viridiplantae; Streptophyta; Magnoliopsida; Rosales; Rosaceae
Source: RefSeq, a predicted model, not a curated record